Monopterus albus (swamp eel) is the source of this 512-nucleotide messenger RNA. Its product is annotated as ictacalcin-like. NCBI's taxonomy places the organism in Eukaryota, Metazoa, Chordata, Actinopteri, Synbranchiformes, Synbranchidae. The coding region runs from base 83 to 364 and encodes 93 amino acids. Gene Ontology annotation, molecular function: calcium ion binding; calcium-dependent protein binding; transition metal ion binding. The record is from RefSeq and is a predicted model, not a curated record. The transcript is spliced from 3 exons. Gene Ontology annotation, cellular component: cytoplasm.
CAUCCUUUGCAUCAAUUUCUUCAUCAUUACAGUUCCACUAAAACCUUCACUCCUCUUCUCAAAUCUCAACCUUGCUAUCAUCAUGUCUGACAUCCAGCAGGCUAUGACCCUCCUCAUCACAUCUUUUGAUAGAUAUUCGGGUAAGGAGGGAGACCGUCACACCCUGAGUAAGACAGAGCUGAAAGAGCUUCUUGAGAAUGAAUUUGGAGAUGUGCUGGGGAAAACCAGCGACAAGGAAGCAUUAGACCGCAUCUUCAAGGACCUGGACACAAACCAAGACAACUCAGUGGACUUCCAUGAGUUUGUCAGGCUGAUCUGUUGCUGCACUCAAAUGUGCCAUGAGUACUUUAUCAGCAAGAGAUAGAGAUUCAAGCGCCAUCUUGGGGCCAACAUAGAAAGCUGUCGUACUGUGAAAGAGAGGUGUCUCUUGACAGCUUCUCUGAGGAAAGAAUACAUAUUUACUACUGCUCAAAGGCACUAACAAAAAAGUGACCAUUAAGCUACAAAACAUG